AUGGUUUCGAUCAUGCAAGGAGAAAAGUAUGCCAAUUUACUGAAAACAAUUCCACUAUCAAGUGACACUGUUCAUCGUCGUAUCAAUCUACUUGCUGAUGAUAUCAAAAUACAACUUAUAGAUCGCGUGAAAGGGAGUCCCUAUUAUGCUAUUCAGCUGGAUGAAAGCACUGAUGUAGCUAAUGUAGCUCAACUUUUGAUAUUUAUCCGAUACCGAUAUGAAAACGACAUAUGCGAAGAUUUGUUAUUUUGUCAGGGAUUAGAAGGAAGAACAACCGGUGAAGCAAUUUUUAAUGCAGUUAAUACCUUUUUUGAACUCCAUGACAUAAAGUGGGAAUAUUGUGUAUCUGUGUGUACAGAUGGCGCAGCUGCAUUGACCGGCUCCAAAACAGGAUUCAAAGAAAAGUAA
Messenger RNA from Parnassius apollo (apollo), 408 nucleotides. Lineage: Eukaryota; Metazoa; Arthropoda; Insecta; Lepidoptera; Papilionidae. The record is from the annotation of a GenBank genome assembly.